This is a messenger RNA of Ascochyta rabiei, 1829 nucleotides long. RefSeq lists its product as uncharacterized. Gene Ontology annotation, biological process: transmembrane transport. Bases 1 to 1116 code for a protein of 371 amino acids. Gene Ontology annotation, molecular function: ATP transmembrane transporter activity; calcium ion binding. The transcript has 5 exons. The record is from RefSeq and is a predicted model, not a curated record. Lineage: Eukaryota; Fungi; Ascomycota; Dothideomycetes; Pleosporales; Didymellaceae.
AUGGACGACACAAAGACGGCAAGCGUCGCCGAUGCGAAGGCAGACGAGCUAUGGGCGACCCUCGACAUGCGCAAGCAGGGCCACCUGGACCUCGCAGGCCUGAAGAAGGGCCUGCGCAAACUGGACCAUCCUCUCAAGAACGCGGACGAGCUCCUUGGCGAGGUCAUGAAGGUCGUCGAUACGGACGGCAAUGGUCGCAUAACCUACAAGGAAUUUCGAACCUUUGUCGAGGAAACGGAAAAAGAGCUACUAGCGCUCUUCCGCGGCAUCGAUAACAACGGCGACGGAAAGCUCUCCAAAGACGAGCUUCGAAGUGCGUUGCGACGCGCUGGCCUCGCGGUCCCGAACACCAAGCUCGAUAACUUCUUCUCCGAAGUGGAUACCAACGGGGAUGGACAUAUCAGUUUUGAGGAAUGGCGCGAUUUUUUGCUCUUUAUACCCGUCAAUGCGCCGAACCUCCAAGCCGUCAUGUCAUACUUCAAUGCAACACUAAAAAUCAACGCCGAAGGCGACGUCCUCGUAAGCGACGACACCAUACAAGGAUUAGGUACUUCAAAGCGUUUUCUUCACUUCUUUCUUGGUUCCCUGUUUCUAGUCGCGAAGACGCCACGCUAUGGCUUUCCAUCAGAUCACGCCGUACCGCUAGACAUGGCUUCUGCUCCACAUUCCGCCAUGUCGCAACGACUCCCGCCAUGUUUCGACGAUGGGGAGACUGGCUCUCCUUUCAUCGAGUCGCAGAGGGGGCUAAUCAUGAGCUUCGGAACCAUGCUGAUUGGUUGUGUUCCCAAUCCAGGCUACUUCGUGGCGGGAGGCAUUGCAGGCAUUGUAUCUCGCACAUCGACCGCUCCCCUCGACCGACUGAAGGUGUACCUUAUCGCGCAAACCGCCGUCAAGCAAGAAGUCGUGGCUGCGGCGAAAUCUGGCAAUAUUUUCAAGAGCGCCGUCCGCGCAUGGGAGCCACUCGCCGUGGCCAUGAAGGAGCUAUGGCGGGCCGGCGGCAUGCGUAGUCUCUAUGCUGGAAACGGCUUGAACGUCAUCAAGGUGAUGCCAGAGUCAGCCAUCAAGUUUGGCGCAUACGAGGCAAGUAUCACCAAGAGGCCGCCAAUGCAUCCCUAACAAGAGCAGGCUACCAAGCGCGCAUUUGCCAAAUUUGAAGGCCACAACGACCCAGGGGCCAUCCACUCUUGGUCCAAAUUCGUCUCAGGCGGAGUUGCGGGUAUGGUCUCGCAGUUCGCCGUCUACCCCAUCGAUACCCUGAAAUUGUAAGUCCGCACCAUCCUGGCCAAACGCGCAUACUCAUCGAUUACAGCCGGAUGCAGUGUGAGACGGUCGCUGGUGGACUGCAUGGCAACCGCCUUAUUUGGGCGACAGCCAAGAAGAUGUGGCAGAGUGGAGGUAUUGUCGCCUGUUAUCGCGGACUGCCAAUGGGUCUGUUUGGAAUCUUCCCCUACGCGGCACUCGAUCUUGGGACUUUCGAAUACCUCAAGCGCUAUGUCGCUAGACGCAACGCCAAAAAGCUCGGAUGCCACGAAUCAGACGCCGAACCAGGCGGUUUCAUGACGGCGGCCAUUGGUGGCUUCUCUGGCGCAUUCGGAGCCAGUGCGGUGUACCCGCUCAACGUGCUGCGGACUCGACUGCAGAGCCAAGGAACCGUUCUACACCCCAAGACGUACACGGGCAUCAUGGACGUGACACGGCAGACGCUUCAGGGCGAGGGCGUUCGAGGUCUGUUUAGAGGCCUGACCCCGAAUCUACUCAAGGUUGUUCCCGCCGUGUCCAUUACCUAUGUGGUCUACGACAAGUCGAAGAAGGCGCUCGACUUGCCCUGA